AUGCUGACAUGCCUAUCACCAUAUCUAUCUAUCUAUCUAUCUAUCUAUCUGUGCAAUCCAGCAUCGAUAUAUAUUAGUAUUACUCUGAAGGCUUGGUUUGAUUUCAACUUCUUCUAUGCGCAACUGCUUCUUCUUCUUCGUCCGCCCUGCAACUCUUCUCGCCAAGGUCCGAACUCUUCUCUCUGCCGUCUGAGACUGAACUCUUCUCGCUGCCGUCCUGGGAACUCUAACUUCUCUCUGUCUGGCCUGCAAUUCUUCUGCCUGUCUGGCGUCUUCUGCCUGUCUGGCCUGCCAUUCUUCUGCCUGUCUGGCCUGCAAUUCUUCUGCCUGUCUGGCCUGCAACUCUUCUGCCUGUCUGGCCUGCAAUUCUUCUGCCUAUCUGGCCUGCAAUUCUUCUGCCUGUCUUGCCUGCAAUUCUUUUUGCCUGUCUGGCCUGCAGCUCUUCUGUCUAUCUGGCCUGCAAUUCUUCUGCCUUUCUUCACUCCCUUUUCUGUAUCUUCCUGUCUCAAUGUCGCGGGUCCAAAGUGGGAUCCUGAACUGGCAAAAUAUAUCUUACAUCUUACUCUCUUUCACUUUUCUAUCACACGCCGAAAACGGAAAUUUAUGACUCAACCUAAAAGAAUUGGUUAG
Messenger RNA from Acanthosepion pharaonis, 630 nucleotides. NCBI's taxonomy places the organism in Eukaryota, Metazoa, Mollusca, Cephalopoda, Sepiida, Sepiidae. The record is from the annotation of a GenBank genome assembly.